GCUCCGGUUACAGUCGAGCUCGAGCUUGUUGCGAGCGCGCACACUGCACACCGGGUGCGCAGGUUGUUUUAGACGGUUCCUAAACAGGAGAACAAAAUACACACACGCACCGGGACGGACAUGUCGCUGAGCUGAUUGAGAGCCAACCUUGAGGUCUAAUCCUCCACCUUUUUUAUGUCUUUAUUUUUGGAUGUGUCCGGACGGAAUUUACGCACGCUGGCUGGCAUGCCCGAGGUGGACCCCGCAGGAGUGCAACGCGCACGCUGAGAGCCCGGAGGGAUAUUUACAAUAGAAACUCAAUUCCUGUGCGAGGAAGAAUAGCGAAGAGGGAGGAGGAGGAGUGAAAGAUUACGCUGGAAUGAAGAAGACCUCGAGAUUCCUGGCGUGCUGCGGAGUUGUGACUGAUGGAUGAAUGUGGUCAUCUGUAGGCUAAAUCGGGCGACAGGUACAGACACCAACGGGAGGGAGCUGUGACAAAAGACGCGGUGCUGAGCCUCGUCGAAAGCUUCUGCAAUCUGGUUCAUCAGGUCGCAUCGUUGAGUUGAAAAAAGGAGAGAAAGAAUCCAAGAGGGGCUGAUUUGUGCCUCAGCCACAGGUCACACAGGACACCGCAUCCAGAGCAGGGACAGCAGGCUCCUUCAUCCGAAUCAGCCAAGGACGCUGGAUCUGGAGCAGAUCUGUGAGCGGGGCAUCAGGACAUGUAUCUGCUAUCGAGCUCUCAUGCUCCCGACUGAUCUGAGCUCUGCUCCCCACCGGCCCAGGCGCAGAUAAGGGUCCACCCGGGGCGUCCUGCCUGUCGCUCCGACUCCUCGGCUCCACACUCACCGGCUCUCUCCCUCCCUCUCCUUUUGGACAAUCUAUCAGCAUGGCGGGACCCGGGUGUUGGAAGUAUUACCUCUGGAUGUUUAUUUUAAUAUGCAGGUUGGCGCUGCCCACAGCCAAAUCGCUGGAGACUAUAAUUUGGAGCUCGCAGAACCCCAAAUUUCUUCCUGGAAAGGGCCUCGUGAUCUACCCGGACAUUGGAGACAAGCUGGAUAUCAUCUGUCCGAAAGCAGACCCAGGAAGAGAUUAUGAGUACUUCAAGCUGUACUUGGUGAGAAAGGAGCAGGCGGAGAGUUGCAGCACGGUGCUUGAUCCAAACGUGUUGGUCAACUGCAACAAGCCUGAGAAGGACAUCAAAUUCACCAUCAAAUUCCAAGAGUUCAGCCCCAACUACAUGGGCUUGGAGUUCAAGAAGAAUGUCAACUACUACAUCACCUCAACUUCCAACGGCACGGUCGAGGGCCUGGAGAACCGGGAGGGAGGCGUGUGCAAGAGCCGAGCCAUGAAAGUCAUAAUGAAAGUCGGGCAAGUCCCAAACGCAGCAAAGCCAGAAACUCCAGAGGACAACGUCAUACCAGAAUCCAGCACCAGUCUGCCAGAUUCGGGCCCUAGUGGGCCAGUCAUGCCAGGAAACACUGGUACCAUGAAUCAAGGUCAGACAGAGACCCCAUCAAACCCCGACAGCUUCCUCAGCUCCAAGGUGGCUGUGUUCUCCGCCAUCGGAGCCGGCUGCAUCAUCUUCCUCAUCCUCAUCCUGCUUCUCGUCAUCCUCCUCAUCAAGAUGCGCAAGCGUGCCAGGAAAAACACCCACUCACAGGCCCGCCCAUCGGCACUAUCGCUCAGCACGCUGUCCAAUCCCAAGCUGCCGGGGGGCACAGCCGGAACGGAGCCCAGUGACAUCAUCAUUCCGCUGCGGACAGAGAACAACUACUGCCCUCACUACGAGAAGGUGAGCGGCGACUAUGGCCAUCCAGUCUACAUCGUCCAGGAGAUGCCUCCGCAGAGCCCCGCCAACAUCUACUACAAGGUCUGACACGCCUCGCACCACCAGCGGCUCGGCCAGGAGAGGGACAAACAAGGAGCGCCCGAUUCAACGAUCUUAGGAAGAACUCUUUCCUUUGCAUUAGGGGGACGCCGCGGCCCUGUUAUUUCUACCACCUGCUGCACAAAUCUGGAGAAACAUGCACUGACCAGUAACCAGCGGGGGAUGGGAGCUGACUGAUGAGAGAGGUUUAUCCGGUUUGUUUGGGUUGUCUGACACUCCCCACCCCCCUUCCUCCCCCCAGCCCUCACUCCCCACCCUCUCUCCCCGUUGUGUUCCGACAUAAAAGGGGGCGGAGCCGAAGCAACCAACCAGCAGAUGGAACUCCAGCGUCAUGGUUCGCUGUCCCCGUUAACGGACAGGAUAUAACUUAUCUUAGCUCCCUGUAGUACGGUCUGUGCUACACCCAAUUAAACACACCAUCCUAGCUCUCUAGGAGCACGAGGGCUACGCCGCGCUGCGCAGCCUGCAGGUUGUGUGCGAGCAGGAAAAUGUACGUGUGCAUGGGUGUGACGGUCGGGUGGAGGGCUCCGUGCUGGGGCCAGGAAACUCUCCAGAUAGCUCAGGUAUCUUACACGGUGUGUGAAAUGAUGCGCUCCUCUCCCUUCGCACCUCGGAUGUUUGCCUUACUUACUAUUUUUGAUGGAGGAUUUCCUUGAACCCGUAAUCAGUUCACAAAGCAGUUGACUUUUGUUAGACUUUUCCUACAAGUGCACAAUGUACAGAGCUGAACCCAUUAUCACCGCACCUCCUCGCUGCUCAUGACAUUCAUCUCUCUCACUUAUUUCCUUAAAACGUACUUUGACCUGGACUGUAGGCAUCAAGGUGUGUGUGAGUGUGUGUGUGUGUGUGUGUGUGUGAGUGUGUGUAGGUGUGUGUGUGUGUGUGUGAGUGUGUGUGUAUAGGUGGGUGAGAGAGAGAGAAGACCCUCCCUCCUCCAUGGCUGCGAUAUGAGUUUCACCAUCAUUGUGGUAUUUAUGACCUGCUUGUGUAUAAUUCAGGGUGUGUCCUCGCCGUGUGUUUGGACAUGUCCAGACCUGUUUUGUUGGGGGGGGGGGACAUUAUUGGCUUUGUGGUGGAACAUUAUGAUACUGUAUUCUAAAUUAAAGCAAACACAAAACAGAAGUGAGACAGACAGAUCUGCUGAUAACAGACAAGAUCUAACAAACCCUCCUCCAGUUGGCUGGAGAUCUUAUUGUCGGAUCGGUUUUCAGGGUGUUUUUUUUCAUAAGACAGCAGACAGGUUGGUAUGUGAAUGUUUUAUCCACUGGUGCCACAGCUUAAGCAUCAAACAGUACGUUUGGUGCCUUAGGUGGGCGUGGGUUGGGUGUCUUGCACCGAUUGGCUGGUGCAUGCCCGUAUACGAGUUGGACAGGGAAGCUGGUGAACCUUAGGAUACAGUAUUGUCAGACGCCAAUUGGCUGCCGUCUGUAGAUGAGUCAGUGAAGCGCUCAGUCCGUGGUGCUGCCAGCGUGUGACUAAUCUAUGUGCCAUCUUCAUGCCCACACUCACCAGCCGGGGGGAUGAAGGGAGAAAACGUUCCUGUGACUGGGCUUUAACCUGAGAGGCGAGAGAGUGUAGGGAGAGGUGAAGGGUGAGGCGGGGUGUGGGAGGAGGUUCGGCGUUCACUUUCAUGAUUUUCAUCCCAUCCUGUGCUGUGAAUAAAAAUGCUGUGCAGAAUAUUCCACAGCCGAGGUGCUGGUGAGCGAGGACACCGCAGCCUAUCACACGGCCCAGGGCAGCAGCUCCGAGUCAGGAUUCGCUGCAGCUGGAGGCGGUGAUGUGUCGGAGGCCCCG
Molecule: messenger RNA, 3661 nt
Organism: Nothobranchius furzeri (turquoise killifish)
Lineage: Eukaryota; Metazoa; Chordata; Actinopteri; Cyprinodontiformes; Nothobranchiidae
Gene: efnb1
Product: ephrin-B1
Biological process (GO): axon guidance; ephrin receptor signaling pathway
Cellular component (GO): plasma membrane
Molecular function (GO): ephrin receptor binding
Source: RefSeq, a predicted model, not a curated record